This is a messenger RNA of Orcinus orca (killer whale), 3629 nucleotides long. Its product is annotated as leukocyte immunoglobulin-like receptor subfamily A member 2. Lineage: Eukaryota; Metazoa; Chordata; Mammalia; Artiodactyla; Delphinidae. The record is from RefSeq and is a predicted model, not a curated record.
AUGGGAGGCACAGCCACGACCCCGACCCUCACUGCCCUUCUCUGCCUCGGGGUCCUCCCCAAACCCUCCAUCUGGGCUGACCCAGGGUCGGUCACCAAGGGAAGCCCUGUGACCAUCUUGUCUCCGGGAUCUCUGAGGGCUGAUGUCUACCGUCUGUAUAGAGAGAGGCCCUCUGGACUCUGGGAGGCUAAGGCCCCACAGGACUCCAGUAACAAGGCCAGUUUCCCCUUUGAAUCCUCGAGCUCAAGCACUGCAGGGCAGUACCAGUGUGUCUAUCACAGCAGGAAAGACAGGUCAGAGUGGAGUGACCCCCUGCCCCUGGUGCGGACAGGUAGGAGGGAGGACCCAGGUCCCCUCCCACUGCGGCAGCGUCCUUACAGGCAGAGGGAGCAGAGUGUGGGCUCAGGGGGACGGACGUCUCCCCUCACAGCCCACACCUCCGGAGAGCAGCUGAGAGGGGGUCACAGACAGGGUCCCUGGAGAGAGGAUGGUGGUCCCUCAGCUCAGGGUCAACGGUGUGUUGGGGGUGGCUCUGUACACAUCACGACCUUCCUCGCCCCAGGAAUGUACAGGAAACCCUCCCUCUUAGCCCAGCUGGGGGCCUCAGGAACCAGCAGAGAGAGCGUGACCCUGCAGUGUGGCUCUGAGGUCUGGUCCGAUCCCCUCCAUCUGUCCAAGGAGGGGUCACUCACUCCUUCCCAGAACCUUCGUCUGCAGGACACGGCUCCACCCUUUCAGAACAACUUCACCUUGAGUCCUGUGACCUCAGCCCACAGUGGGACCUACACGUGCUACAGCUCACUCAGCACCUCUCCCUCCCUGAGGUCACAGCCCAGCGACCCCUGGAGCUCCUGCUCAGGUCUCAAAUGGUACCUGAACAUCCUGACUGGGGUCUCAGUGGCCUUCGUCCUGCUGCCCCUCGUCCUCGUCGUCCGACACCGGGGUCAGAGCAGACGCAGGAAGUCGGGUGAAAGGGCUCUGGGGUGGGUUGGAGGCCGAUUCCCAACUUCCUGCAGCGGCUGCAGCAUCAGUGCUCGAGGACAGAGGCCGGCAGAAGAGGCAAGACCUCUCCCAAAGACUCCCACCCCGGCCAGCCUGCGCGCAGCUCCCGCACUGCCCCUCACACUCCUCUCUCCCUGCCGAGCUCCAGCCCAGCUGCUGACGUCCAGGAGAGCCUGUGCCGCGGCAUCUGAAGCUCCCCAGGAUGUGACCUAUGCCCAGCUGAACCACUCGACCCUCAGACAGGAGACUGCAACCCCUGCCCCCCCAGUCAGGGGAGCCCCCAGCAGAGCCCAGCGUGUAUGACGCUCUCGCCGUCCGCUAGCCCAGGAAGGACCCAGACCCCACGCUCCAGGGACCCCCAGGAGCUGCCCCCAUAAAUGCUUAUACCAAACUCCAGCCAGCCUGGAGUCCUCACACGAACCACCAGGAGCUUCUGAGACCUCCUGGAAGCCAACUGCUUCCAGAACUCCAUGGACAUCACAGCUGAUUUUAUGGUCCCUACCAAGGGUCCUGACCUCAAGGACCCUACUGCCAUCAACACCUUGGGGUGAGGGAGGCCUACCACCCAGCCCAAGUAGCUGCGAGGACCUGGAUUCUUCUGCAGGCUCCACAGACUUCGCGAAGAACCCUGAGCCCUGACUGUGAAGCUGGCUCUUACAUCACACUUGCAUCACACCCACAAAUGCCCCAGACCGGGCCUAGUGCGCCCUGUGGCUGCAGCUGCUCAAUUCCAAGUGCUCCUCAUUUCCUGAGACCAAGCCCCUUCCUUCCCUGCCUGAGGUAGCUUCUCAAACAGAGAAAAGGGGAGCCCGCCUCCCUUGGGACCAAGAGUAUCAUCAGAAACUCCAAAUGCAGGGGGAGGGGCAGGGUUCCCCUAAAUCCUCUGCCUGGAAAUGACUCCUCGCCCCACAUGCAAAUGGGUGGCUGAGAAUUUCCUUCUGGUUUUGCCUCAAAGAACCUUCCUCACACUACUACUGGUCUCCCUGCUGUGAUAAGUGUAGAGAUGUUUGUUAGGACACCGUAGCCCAGCCCUAAGAGGAAAAGGACCACCAUCUCGCAGGUGGUCUCAAGCACCUGAACAAAGCCGACCCGGCCCCUCUGUGCACGUGUGGAAACCCGCUGAAGGACGCAGCCUGCACUUCCCACCACAGAAGGCUUGUGUUCAGAGCACGGAGGAAAAGAGGCACACCAAUGAACACCAGUUCUGAAGUGUGGAUGUCGUUUUAUUAUCUGACUGGAAAACUAGACUCCAUCAGCCCUGGCGGGCCCGGGUGGGCUCAAUCCUCCUCCUCGUCAUCCCCAGCUCCAGCCCCGCCCUGGCCCUUCUUGGCGUUCUUCCUCUUCACGCGGCCUGGGCGGCCGCCCCCGUACGGAGAACGGAGGGAGAAGUCGAUGUGCUUCUGGGAGUCCAGGCGGACAAUGAAGGACGGGAUGUUCACCACCUGCUUGCGGACCCUGGAGGGGGACGGCAGGUGAGCAGGACAGGGAAGCAGGAUGCUGCCCUCCUCUGCCUGUGCUUUGCAGCUGACAGGGCUGGUGCUAGAGCUGCACUGACUCUGAAGCAAUAAACGGGAAGGGCUCCUGAUCCUAAAGAACUGCUGUGUGUUCCGGAGAGCUUUCAGGCAUCACCUAAUUCACACAAAUGCAUCCACACCUCACAGAAGGGAGAGAGCAAUUCAGCAGUAACCCACGAGACCAGAGCGAAUGAGGUGAGGUGGCAGCAUAUAAACCCAAGACCUGCUUUUCAAAUACACAGCUGUGCCAGACACUUCAAAUAUUCUCAACUGUGUGUGUCACACACUGAGCUCUAUUAGCAGGUGCAGUUUCACUGUCUUCGAAGCAGCAACCCGAAAGGACUGGGGUCGUUUCAUUUCAGACAAGCAACGUUGAGAGGCUCCUGCCCAUGGGUCACACGGCUAACGAAAGGCUGCGGCAGAAAUUCAGUAUGCAUGUAUCCCACCCACUUACUACACAGCUCAACUGGGCCUCAUGAACAGGGCCCAAUUUACAAAGGGUAAACUGAGUACUCAGAUAAAGACCCAUCUGGCCUCUGGUCUUCACUGUGGCAGACCUUGGCCUGUGGUGAACUCACCAAAUUAAGGCCGACAGGAGAGUGCACUGUGGUGAUCAGGGCCUGGAGUGGCUCCACAAGGGCCCACUACACAGCCGAACCCACACAAGUCAGUUAGCCCCAAUGACUCCUCGCAACUGGACACCAAGGGCUGUUACCUGUCCAGCUACCUGCACGCCUCGUAGAAGCCUUCGCAAGGUGUACGGCUCCAGCCGCAGUGACCCUUGCGCUGGGCUACGGGGGGGAUGAGGCUGCCCCCAGCUCCCCCGUGAGCUGUUUGUAGGGGGUCAAUCUGCACCCUCAAGGGGAGCUCACACCUUCAUCACCUCCAAGGGCUGCACAGGAGAUAGGGACAGCGGCUUAGUGAGGGCAACCAUCAGAGGGGAUGGGGUGGGGAAGGCUCAGGGAGCCCAGAGGUGGUACCUGAUAUGGCGCUGGCGGAUCAGCACACGGGCGUGGUGGAUGGACUUGGCCAGGCCCAGCUUGAAGACCUGGGUCUGCAGGCGUCUCUCCAAGAAAUCCUCAAUCUUCAGGCCCAAGAUGUAAUCCAGCUUCA